UACAAACAUCUGCGGUUUCUCAGUCAGUGUGUGACUCAUUCAUUCGGCAUCAUACACAUUUGACCAAACGUAGUUCAAACGAUACAUUCAUGAUACAGGAAAAGGGUUUCAAGCAAAGUAUUUCAAGGUCAAUCUUUGCCGUCGAUGCUUUGUUCUCUGGUAGUUCAGCAGCGAGAACGGCCGCACUCCAGUUCUUGAGAAGUUUAACAGAAAACUCAUCUGUUCCUGUCUCCGUUGAAAAGAAAAUCACUCAAGCGCUUCGAUACGAGGUAAAAUGUCAGCUGUGCUGCCCAUACAAGUGAUAAAUCUUAUUGCUUGCACGACAAAAAGGAGGUUUUGAAAAUUGUUUUUUAGAAUUUGAGUGCAGCAGGAGCAGAGCAGAAUCUUCAGGAUGGCGAGCACCCUGCAGUCUGCAAAAGAAUUCCUAAAAAAAGGUCGAACUCUGCUAACUACCAGUAACCUGAAUCGUGAUCCUGUAUUUGAAGGCUUAAAUGAAUGCAAAUUCUUCAAAAAUUAUGAACUUGAUUUAGUGAACUCUGCAGCAGAUAGAUGGGAAAGUUUGCUCGACACAGUUAUUUCUAAAGGAGAAGAAGCAUGUUAUACAUUUUUAAAAAUUCUUGACAAGACAAGAUUUGAAGUAUUUCCAAGACCUGGUUUACAGUAUCCAGAUUUACAUCACUGGAUUAGCUGCUUCUCUUUCCAGGAUGAACCACAACCGCAAACUUCAAGCAAACCAGACACUGAUCCAUGUACCGCCUACCAAGGUCUUUUGCGACUAAAAGCAAGACAAAUACUGGAUGAUAAAUGGAAUCAAAGCAUGAACUUCUUGAAAAAUGAGCCAAAAAGAAAACCUUUUAAAUACAUACCUCUUGUUCUGGACACAGAUUCCAUCACAGUUACAAAGCUUAAAAAAACAAAGGAACAUAAAAGUCGCUGGAAAAAUCUUAAGAUCUGCAUUCCAACAGAUAGAAAAAUGCUGUCACCUAAACACUUACUAAUGAAUGAUGAGAAAACCAUCCUACUUGUGGGGAAACCUGGAGUGGGAAAGACAACGGUUGCAUUGGAGAUUCUUCGACUUUGGAUAGAAGAGAAAAGCAUUCAAGUGAAUUAUAUGUUUUAUUUUGACGAGGCACUGAUGAGAACCUUCUCCCAGUCUCCAUUACCUCAGACCUUGAAUGAUCUUCUUUUCAACCACUAUAUAUACCCAAAUGAAGGAUCAGAUCAUGUGCUGGAAAAUAUUGAGAGAAAUUCAGAGAAUGUUGUCCUAAUUUUUGAUGGCAUCAUUGAUGUGAUUGACAACUCCGUGAUUAAACAGCUCAUGGAUAAAGAACUUUUAAUGGAUGCAAAAGUCUUGACCACCUGCCGACCAGAAGCUGAGGAUGAAGGCUACCUGUCGGUUUGGUCAUCUUACAGAGUAGAGGUUCUGGGAUUUAAUCAUGAAUCCAUUCAUGAAUACUUUAAAUGGAUGUUGGGAACAGAGGCUGAUUCGGGUGUCUGUGCUUUAGACAACCUAGAGCUAUUUAGUUUGUGCUCUGUGCCACUGUAUGCCUUCAUAGUAACUGCCUGUAUUUUAAUAAGUCCCACUGAAACCAGAAAUAAGUCAUUUACAAUUACAGAGAUGUAUGUCAGAAUCUUUCGCUUUUGCAUGAAACAGCACGGGAACAAAGAUGUGGAGCAGUUGGAUGCGUACAUUACAGACAACAAGAAAGACAUUGUAUUCUUAGCUCAAGCCUCAUAUGACGCAAUGCUAGCAAAGACCGUGAACCUGACACAUUUGGACCAUACGCACAGAUCUGUGCAAAAUGCUUUCCUGAGCAGAAAUCCAUCUGCACCCUCUCUCAAAGUGUCUGCAUUCCUUCACAAUACAAUGCAAGAGUUUUGGGUAGCUCUCUUUCUCAUUUUAUAUCCUGAGAAUAUUCCUAAAGUGCUGACUCAAUGUCAGAGCGAUGAAGAAGGAAAAUACCUCAAAUAUAUCAUCCCUUUUUUGUCUGGUCUUCUGUCCGAUCCACUGGUCGAAUAUAUAAAAUGUUUGGUUCCGGUAGAACAGAUACAAGCCACACGUACCGAGUACUUUCCACAGAUUAUAGACACUUUUCUUUACACUAAGGAACUGAAUCAAGAAGGAGUUGGUGAGCAGUUUGUGGAAGCUGACAACAUCCUUUUUGUGUGUCGAUGCCUUUAUGAGUAUCAGUCUCCUGAAGCAUGCCAACACUUCCUCAAUAAGGUUCAAUGUGAGCUUGAUUUACAGGACCAAGAUCUUGAUCCCUAUCAGUGCUGUGUGGUAUCCUAUGUGGUCAGUCAUUCUAAGAAUCACACUGUUCAUCUGGACCUCACGAAUUGUAACAUUCCUGACCCCGGGUUAAAACUUAUCCUGGGGUCACUAUAUAAACUCAAAUCUCUCAGGCCAUCAUGCAAGUCUCAGAUGUGGAGAGUGGCUUGUGAAACGGAACAGUUUUUCGAUUUUGAUAGUCUGUUUAGACUAUUUAAAUUUGAAAUGCACUUUAAUGUGCAUGAAAAACAAGACCAGAAAGUUUUUCAAAAAAUGAGAGAACUCCUCAAGCAGAAGCGAUCAGAGACUGUUCAUCUUUAUCUGCAUGUAAAUGAAGACAAAAUAACAAGGUCUUUGCAGCAGACCAUUUUUGAGAGCCUACCCAAUAUUGCAACAAUUAGGAUUUUUCCCAGUUACAUGAAAUUGGCUAUAGAAUCAGAGCUGUUCCUUCAAGGAGCUAUGUAUGAGAUAAAGACAAGUCAACGUUGUAUAAGGAAUCUACUGUCUGUGCUCAGCAGUAAUGAAAGAGAAAACUUUGAGGAUCAGCGUGAUUUUUUACUGAAACUGCAUGCACAUGCUAAGAUCAUGGAUGCUUGUGCGGCUUUACAACCUGUGUUCCAUGCAUUGCCGCCUGUAUGGGUUGUAAAGUUUUCAAACACAGAAAUGUCACUGCUCCUCCAGAUCAUGAAGGCUCUGAAUUUAAAGAAGCCAGCUGAUUUAGAUGUCACUUAUGAGCACGGUGAACUUAAACGAUUUCUUCAAUGCAUGCCCUAUAUUACAGAGAUUAGGUUCAGUAGUGCUCUCAGACAGCCUGAGGACAUCCCCAAGAUUGUGAAGAUUGUUGCCGACCUUUUCAUUUUUGCAUCUGAAAGCGGAGAGGAGACACUAAGUAGCCUUUCUGCAGCAUGCAGUUACCCAACCUUCCCAUUUGUUCAAGACACUAAAGAUGUGCAGAGCUUUUUCUUUUUAGAUCUCUUCGCCCAGCUGAGUAAAAGUUCAGCAUGGGAGAUGGUACUGCCUUCAUUGGAGCCCAUUUUUAAGGUUGCCCCAUUUAUAUGGAAAUUGGAUCUAUCAAAACUACAGAAGACAUUUCCUUUAAAUGAUCUAUUAAAGCUCGGGUCUAUCCAAAAAUCUGUGGAGCUCAGGAGCUGGUCAUUUGACAAAGACCAACUUAAGAGUUUCCUAAAUUGUUUACCCUAUAUUUCACAUCUUAGCUGUGCUGAGGAGUUUUUCCAGGCAGUGUGUGAAAUUGUCUCAGUAGACAAGGAAUGGAACCCAAAACAAGUCACUGAGCUGUUAAGACUGCUUGGUUUUAACAUUUCAUUGACAGAGAUGCUUCCAAGACGCCUAUGUAAGGCUGUUGCGAGCGUGUUUGAUCUUCUGGAUGAUGAGAAGGUUUCUUUAAGCCUUCUCCCUAAGAGCAUCUCUUGUCACGGUUCUGCUUUUCUCUUUUCAAACGUAAAAAGGCUUCAGACAUUAAGAGUAAAUGAAAUUGCAACUUCAAAGCUAGCGAGGCUGGUGAAGUCAGCUAAGUCGGGAACAAAACCCAUAACUGUGAAAAACUGUCUUUGUCUAGCUCUUCUCUACCAGAGAAAUCACUUUGUCAGCUGUUAAGUAGCCUGAAUUUUCUUCUUAGUGUCUGGACAGUUCACAACUUGGAUGUUUCAGAAUUUAAAAUAGAGGCUUACUUAUUCAUAUCCCUCUUGAGUCUGCAGAGUCCCCUGUCUAUUAGGUAAGUGUGCAUAUUUAUUAGUGGUUUGUUUUAAUGGCCAAUACUGAGAAAGCAAUGUGGCUGAUUGGGCAAUAUGAGGCCGAUAUAACACAAAUGUAAUUACAGUAAAUGAGUGACAGACAGAAUUUUGUUUAUUGAUUUUUCAUUGACAUAACAAACCAUGAGGUAAUAUUUCAAGAAUCAAAAUAGUGUCAGGUAUGACAGACAGAAAAUUGUUGAAACUAAAUAAACAUUUAUUGUGCAUAAUAUUUAUAAACACAUCAUUUUUAACCCAUUACCUGCCCGCAUUUUUUUGUGAUUUUCACAAAAGUUUCACAAAAUGCCUUCCAGAAAGUUCUCUUCUAUAAAUACACUCACCUAAAGGAUUAUUAGAACACCUGUUUAAUUUCUCAAUAAUGCAAUUAUCUAAUUAACCAAUCACAUGGCAGUUGCGUCAACGCAUUUAGGGGUGUGGUCCUGGUCAAGACAAUCUCCUGAACUUCAAACAAUGUCAGAAUGGGAAAGAAAGGUGAUUUUGAGCGUGGCAUGGUUGUUGGUGCCAGACGGGCCGAUCUGAGUAUUUCACAAUCUGCUCAGUUACUGGGAUUUUCACACACAACCAUUUCUAGGGUAUACAAAGGAUGGUGUGAAAAGGGAAAAACAUCCAGUAUGCGGCAGUCCUGUGGGCAAAAAUGCCUUGUUGAUGCUAGAGCACACAGAAGUGGUGUGCACAUCACAUAAGCCCAAAUUUGGGACAGGUGCAGGACAACUGUAUAUACAAUCAAAUAAUACAACGUGAAGUCCGCACACUGAAAACACCUUAGGUGUUCCUCACUUACAUUGAGAUUGUGCCUGAUGAAGACCCGAGGGUCGAAACAUUGCCUUUUAAAUAAAUAUUUGUAUGGAGCAGUAUUUUUCAGUGUGC
Molecule: messenger RNA, 4905 nt
Organism: Misgurnus anguillicaudatus (oriental weatherfish)
Lineage: Eukaryota; Metazoa; Chordata; Actinopteri; Cypriniformes; Cobitidae
Source: RefSeq, a predicted model, not a curated record